GCUUCAUCAAAGCAUCCAAAGUGAGAGUGAGAGAGGGGGAAAAAGCAACAGUAUAGCAGAGCAGAGGUCUAGAAUCAAAGUAUCUGAAACCUGGCCAUACGCAAUUUUCAUUUCCACUUUUUCUCUUCCUUGCUUAGGUUUUCGCGAUUCAUCAUUUCUCUCGAUCUUACUUCUUCCUCGCCAUUUCCAGAUCAUAAGUUUUGCCAUUGCCGAAAUGUGAGCUGCUCACUUCAAGCUGCAGGUUUUUAGAAGCUGAUGAUCUGUCAUUUGAGUUGUACUCAUUUAUCAAUACUAUAAGCAAGUUUAUUUGUAAUUCAGCGAUAUGGCUUCUGGCGUUAUAAUACCUUCAGCAGGUGGAAAACCUAUGACUGAUACCAUGCUUAUUGACAAUCUCCCUAAAGAAAUAAAUGAAAUGAAGAUCAAAGAUGACAAAGUAGAAAAGGAAAUGGAAACAGCUGUAGUGGAUGGAAAUGGAACUGAAACAGGUCACAUCAUUGUGACAACUAUUGGGGGAAAGAAUGGUCAGCCCAAACAGACCAUCAGUUACAUGGCAGAGCGAGUUGUUGGACAGGGUUCCUUUGGAAUUGUGUUCCAGGCCAAAUGCCUUGAAUCAGGAGAAACUGUGGCAAUAAAAAAGGUCUUGCAGGACAAGAGAUACAAGAAUCGGGAAUUGCAGACUAUGCGACUUCUUGAUCAUCCUAAUAUUGUUUCACUUAAGCACUGCUUCUUUUCGACCACAGAAAAGGAGGAGCUCUACCUAAAUUUGGUUCUCGAAUUUGUACCUGAAACUGUCUACCGUGUGUUAAGACAUUACAGCAAAGCCAACCAACGGAUGCCUAUGAUAUAUGUCAAGCUGUACACAUAUCAGAUUUUUAGAGCUUUGGCUUACAUACAUGGGAUAGGAGUCUGUCACAGGGACAUCAAGCCUCAGAAUUUACUGGUCAACCCCCACACACAUCAGCUUAAGCUCAUCGAUUUUGGGAGUGCCAAAGUCCUGGUCAAAGGCGAGCCAAAUAUUUCAUAUAUUUGUUCACGCUACUAUCGUGCACCUGAACUAAUAUUUGGAGCAACUGAGUACACCAAUGCAAUUGACAUUUGGUCUGUGGGUUGCGUCCUAGCGGAACUGCUUCUUGGGCAGCCCCUCUUUCCUGGUGAGAGUGGUGUCGAUCAGCUCGUUGAAAUAAUCAAGGUUCUUGGCACACCAACACGUGAGGAAAUCAAGUGCAUGAAUCCAAAUUACACAGAGUUCAAGUUCCCGCAAAUCAAAGCUCACCCCUGGCACAAAAUUUUUCAUAAGCGGAUGCCUCCUGAAGCUGUGGAUCUUGUAUCAAGGCUUCUCCAGUAUUCUCCAAAUCUGAGGUGCACUUCGUUGGAAGCUCUUGCUCACUCUUUCUUUGAUGAACUCCGUGACCCUAAUACUCGUCUUCCUAAUGGUCGUCCAUUGCCACCUCUGUUCAACUUCAGGCCUCAAGAGCUGAAAGGAGCGUCUCCAGACCUCUUAAACAAACUGUUACCAGAACAUGCUAAAAAGCAGUGUCCCUUCCUUGGCUUCUAAUCUUAUAUAUGAAUGUGUAUCUUUGUAAAAUUAAUCUUAUUUGUCACCACUGUAUUUAUUCCCCAUAUAUGUUGACCCAAGGAAUAGGACAACGUUUGACAUCUCCAUUCCAUUAUAUGCCUGCUAGAUUGUCUAAUCAGCUGAUUUUGACAUGUAGACCAGAAACAAUUAAUCGUAAAUAGUUAUGUAUCGUAAAAAUUUACCUUAUUCGUGAGAUGUAUGCAUAGUUUAAAAUA
Molecule: messenger RNA, 1791 nt
Organism: Nicotiana attenuata
Lineage: Eukaryota; Viridiplantae; Streptophyta; Magnoliopsida; Solanales; Solanaceae
Product: shaggy-related protein kinase epsilon
Exons: 13
Coding region: 323-1555 (410 amino acids)
Biological process (GO): protein phosphorylation; signal transduction
Cellular component (GO): cytoplasm
Molecular function (GO): protein serine/threonine kinase activity; ATP binding
Source: RefSeq, a predicted model, not a curated record